AUGCCUGCACAAAAGUAUGCAAAAAAGGGAAAGGCUUCCCGAAAGCAGAAGGCUACAUUGGCUAAGGCUCGUGCUACCAAGCAGCAAAAAUCCACUGCAGCCACCACAUCCACUGCAGCCACUGCUGCCACUGCAGCCACCACAUCCACUGCAGCCACUGCUGCCACUGCAGCCACCACAUCCACUGCAGCCACUGCUGCCACUGCAGCCACCACAUCCACUGCAGCCACUGCAGCCACCACAUCCACUGCAGCCACUGCUGCCACCACAUCCACUGCAGCCACUGCUGCCACUGCAGCCACCACAUCCACUGCAGCCACUGCUGCCACUGCAGCCACCACAUCCACUGCAGCCACUGCUGCCACUGCAGCCACCACAUCCACUGCAGCCACUGCAGCCACCACAUCCAAUGCAGCCACCACAUCCAAUGCAGCCACCACAUCCACUGCAGCCACUGCUGCCACCACAUCCACUGCUGCCACUGCAGCCACCACAUCCACUGCUGCAACUACACCCACUGCUGCCACUACAUCCACUGCUGCCACUACUCCUGCUGGAUUUACAACCAUCCCCACAGUGGUCAGUGCCUCCAAGAGAAAACUUAACAUGUUUUCUCAGUGUGAAGCACCUCAAGCUGCUACAGUUGGAGGGCUGGUCAUUGUGGACCUGGCUGAAGUAAACGCCCUCUUUUCGGCAGCUCAGUGCAGUACAUGUCUAGGGCCCUUGCAACUUAUUUCGACUGGACGCAAGGGUCUAGCGCAUCAACUGGAAGUCAGCUGCACAGUGUGCAACUCCUCCAUAGCAGCAGGAUCAAGCUCCAAAAUGAGUAGCAGCGACAGGUGUUACGAUAUCAACAAGAAAGUUGUCGCUGCUUUCCUCAACAUAGGAUUAGGCUAUGCUGCUAUGGAUAAGGCCGAUUUCCCGAAUGGACACUGGCCCAAAUGCAACAAAUGCCCAUCCUCCAAUAGGGUUCCAAAAAUUACGGCUUGUAAUAUUGAACAGGAUUAA
Molecule: messenger RNA, 1008 nt
Organism: Physella acuta
Lineage: Eukaryota; Metazoa; Mollusca; Gastropoda; Physidae
Source: RefSeq, a predicted model, not a curated record